Messenger RNA from Mercurialis annua (annual mercury), 1623 nucleotides. RefSeq names its product transcription factor bHLH18-like. The record is from RefSeq and is a predicted model, not a curated record. The transcript is spliced from 5 exons. Bases 178 to 1230 code for a protein of 350 amino acids. Lineage: Eukaryota; Viridiplantae; Streptophyta; Magnoliopsida; Malpighiales; Euphorbiaceae. Gene Ontology annotation, molecular function: protein dimerization activity.
GUACAAGAGGAAUUUGCUGGAUCAUACUCAACUCAACUAUAAGAAUUAAGAGUAGCUUCUGUAUAAUUUAGUGCACUUGAAGAAAAAUAAUCUCAAUACAAUUUUGCAUAAUUAUAAGCCUCAAGACUUUCCAUAUAUAAAAGAUAUAUAUUGCUGUUCUGAGAAUAAGUUGCCCUAAUGGAUAUAGCUACAUGGUUUUCUGGCCAGGAUUUGGAAGAUUACAAGCUGAUCCAUGAAUAUCAUAUCAACACAAUUGCUGAAUUGACCACAAAAAACAUGGCAAAUACACUUUCAGAUAAUAAUAAUAAUCUUCAGCCAUCUUUCUCUUCUGAUGAGAGCCAUUCUUCAUGCCCUAAUCCUUCAGUUGAAAUAAGUUUUGAAAGACCUAAUAAACUUCAUAAAACCAACAGCUGGAGCUCAAACAUUACUACUGCUGAUCUGCACCAUUCACCAAGAUCUUCUCCUACUGGCCAGCUUCUGUCUUUUGAAAACCCUAAAAUUAUUUCUUCGCCAUCUUUGAAAUCCCAGCAGUCCAAUUUCAUGAAUGUUGAAUCCAUUAUUAAGCCAAAAGAUGAAGCUGUGUCUCCAACAAAUGUUCUCUUUCGACCGGUGAUUUCGAAAUCGGAUUACGAAAUGAAGGACAAUAACAAAAGAUCUUGUUCCAUGACCAGAACUCUAGCUCAUGGUCAAGAUCAUAUUUUGGCCGAAAGAAAGAGGAGAGAAAAGCUUAGCCAGAGGUUUAUUGCUCUUUCAGCCCUUGUUCCAGACCUAAAGAAGAUGGACAAAGCUUCUGUUCUUGGAGAUGCAAUCAAAUAUGUGAAAGAACUUCAAGGACGAGUAAAAGCUCUUGAAGAACAGACCAAAAAGAAAACUAUGGAAUCAAUUGUUAUAGUUAAGAGGACUCAACUCUCUGCUGACUCAACAUCAUCAUCUUCAUGUUAUGAGAGCUUUGAUGGUGUCUCCGAUACCACCCUUCCGGAGAUUGAAGCUCGAGUAUCGAAUAAAGAUAUACUCAUUCGAAUCCAUUGUGAGAAACAAAACGGACUUGUUCCCAAAAUAUUACAUGAAAUAGAAAAUAUUCAUCAUUUAUCUGUCAUCAACACCAGCAUUUUGGCCUUUGGAGAUUCCACACUUGACAUCACCAUUAUUGCUCGGAUGGAUGCUGAAUACUCCAUGACAUUGAAGGAUCUCGUGAAAAAUCUGAGAGUGGCUUUUCUAAAAAUCAUGUAAUUAAACUAAAUAAGUUGAUCAGUAAUUUGCAUGUGCAUUAGACUAUGAAUUUGAUCUUUUGCCACGACAUUAAUUAUAUUAUCUUGUUGGGUAAUUUUUUACUUCCCAAGUUUUUGCGUGGUGAAUCUGUCACACCACGUUGUAUUACCCACAUUCUGUAGAAAACAAUCUUGUUUUGUGGCCAUUAAUCAUUAUGGUUUUAGUUUUAUCUGAAAGUUGUGUUUGAAGGAGUAAACCCUAGAUCGAUUAGAAAUUGUUCAUAGGGACACUUUUUUUCCCCUUUCAAGUUAGGGUUUUUCUUUUGUUGUUCUUUUUCCUCAUUUUGUAAGGAAUUUGUUUUUGUAUCUCAUGUACUGUAAUGUUGAUGUAAUUAUUUGGUUGGUUUGGAUUUAA